Molecule: messenger RNA, 672 nt
Organism: Rangifer tarandus platyrhynchus (Svalbard reindeer)
Lineage: Eukaryota; Metazoa; Chordata; Mammalia; Artiodactyla; Cervidae
Source: the annotation of a GenBank genome assembly
AUGCAGGAAGCGGGGAAAGGGGACUUACUGUUUCGCAGCUUGAAAUCCCCAAAGGCAGACGCCACAUGGCCAUCGCCCACCUCUCCAGCCCCCGUCCCGCGUGUCCUUGACACGAGUGGGCAUUCAGACAGAACCACCCAGGAGGACGGACGCUCCUCCGUGCUGGACGAGCUCCUGCCCACAUCACUGGGCAACCUUCUGGGGGUGACGGGAUGCCCGGGACUGGAGAUAUCCAGAGAGCCGGUGUUCUGGGGUGGACCCGUACCAGAUGUGAGUCCCUUUCCUGCACUGCGGCACGGUGGCAAGCUCUUCUCCACGCAUGGAGGAAUGGGAAGGCCCUACGCAGAGGCUGGCACGAGUUUACCAGAUACCCCUCAGGCGCUGGCGUCUGCAAGGGGGAAUUUCACGUUCUGUCUUUGGUCCCGGCCAUUUCAGCCUGCCUCGGUGCCUUUGGAGCCCACCUGGACCAUGGAGAUGGACACAGCAAUAGGAAAGCAGAGACCCCGCAGGGCCCAGGAACAGCCAGACUGUCAGACGUCACAGAAAGAAGCGGAGGAGAAACAGAUCCUGCGCGGUGGGGGCUCGGAGGGGAGCAACCUUCCAGGUUGUGGCAGCUCCGGGAGCCGGGUGUCCUCACCUCUCAACGGCUGGGAUGCUCCUGGUCCCUACUAA